AUCGAUAAUUUACUACGGAAGAUCAAUAACAAUAUGCAAAAGUUCUUACAAGUCUCAUUCUUGUAUGGUCCUGGUUAGGUGAAGUUUUUUAAAAUAUUGACAAUAUUCAUAUUCUCAUAGACUAAUUUCACAUCUUGAUUAGAUGGUAGAGAUUUGACAAUUAAGGAUCUAAGUAAAGUUUUUCAACAUUUACUUGCUUUGUUUUAUAUUUUAGUUUUGAGCUUAUAUUUGUCAAUACACAAUUUACUAAAUUUAUAUCUUAUCCAUCACUAAUAAAAUAAAAAUUCAAGUGCAGAUAAAUAAAUUGAAUAUAUCUCAUCGACAAAUAAAAAAAAAAAAAAAAAAAAUUACUUUCAAGAUUUGUUUAGUUACUUUAAAAAAUUAAAUAAAAGCCAGAAAAGGCUUUUUGCUUGGCUGAUGUUCAUCAUUAAUCAAUGUCUCAAUGAGGUAGACUAAGAAAUUGAAUUUCAUUUUUCCCUUGUUUUAUUCCUAACUCCAACUCCAACUCCAUACAACUAACGUUCCCCUUAUUGGUUUUCCACUUUAUUUUUCUGUAAAGUUGUUGAUAUUCAACUAACAUAAACUGUAAGUCUUUCUAAAAUCAAAUUACACGUCCCUAUUUUUGGUUUUCAAAGUCAGAUUUAUGUUAAAGAGUGUAUUUGAAUUUUUAUGACAUAUUCCUAUCAAUAUACCUUAACAAGUUUCACGGUUGAGAUUUCAACACUAAAGAUACUAACCUGCACUCAAUCAUCUCGAGCUUUUCUCUGCACAAGCACACGCACUGCAUACCCAUACUCUUUCUUCUACGAGUAGUUUGCUAACCGCAUGGCUUUGUGGUCCAGUACACCACUUUUCCGCUUUCCUUAAUACUAGCUAUAUGUUGCAAGUAAAAAAAAAACAAUACGAAGUACAUUGUAUAAAACUGCAUAGUUUAUAUUGACCUGAGCUUCAAGUGCUAAGGAGCUGUUUGGCCUAGUUUCUGAAACUGUUUCUCAAUCAAAGAAACAGAAACUGGGCCAAACAAGGAAAAUUUAAGAAGUAGAAACACUUUUAUAAGAAGCCCAAAAUAGCUUCUAGGUUGGGUAAAAUGAGAAGCACCAAAUUGGAGCUUCUCUUAGCUGUUUCUCGGGGAGCCAUUUCUCCCAUUUAAUGAAAUUUUCAUUUGGACAAAAACACCCCCAACAUUUUACAAAAAAGACCUCCAAUAUCCAUCUAAAAAGAAAAAAAAAACCAUUCAUCUACUUUCUCAUGAACAUGUCUGAGCUCUCUCUCUCAAGAUACCCAACCCCACCGGCGAUACGCAAUCUGGUCCUCGGAGACCACCGGCGCCAGUUUUCCGUCCACCCAACCCAACUCAUCGGCAAUGCUUCAUCUGACGUCAUCAUCACCGCCACCAUCGUCACUCUUCGUCGUUGCAUCCUCCACCAUGGUUUGUGUUUCCCCCUCUUCUCCUUUAAAUCUUUUCUUUGUCUGGCUCUUCUCCAUAGAUCCAGUCCAAGUAACAUCUCUAUGUCUCUCUAAAGAUUCAAUUUGAUUUGCAUAUGUUUGAAAUUGUAGGGUUCCUUUGUUGAAUUCAAUUGUGCUAUUUAUAGAUGAUUAAUUUAAAUAUUGAUUGUUCAUCAUCAUUAUUAGAUUUGAUGUUGAGUUUGAUAUAAUUAUUAAGCUUUAUUUGUGCUGACCUUGAUCUAAGUGUUGUUAGUUAUUGUUGUUGGAAAACUAUAUAGGAUGGCAUUCUUUGUAAAUAGGUUGAAGUUGUGUGGGGACAAGGUGCCAGCUGGUAGGAAAAAAUAACAGAGCAAAGAUAGAGAAAAUGGGGAAACCAAAAUCUAAGCGGAAACCUAAAUUUUGUCUGACCUGUAAGCCUUGUCGUCGCUCUUGCUCAAUCUAGGGUUUAAGAAAACCCUCUGAAAUCAAAGGUACCCAGAAUCUCUCAUCAAUGGAUUAUGAGAAGAAGAAUCUCGAAGAUACAGUAGUACCCUCUUCCGUUUUGACUUAUCUUGAUCCACUUUACUGGAACGAUAGAUUUGCUAAGGAAGAACAUUAUGAAUGGCUCAAAUAUUAUUCCCAUUUUCGUCACCUAAUUUUGGAGAAUAUUCAACCUAAUUCCUCUGUUUUGGAAUUGGGUUGUGGAAAUUCCCAAUUAAGUGAUGAAAUGUAUAAAAAUGGGAUUAAGAAUAUCACUUGCACUGAUUUAUCCCCAAUUGUUGUUGAGAAAGUGCAGAAAAGAUUGUUGUUGAAGGAAUUCAAAGAAAUAAAGGCCAUGGUUGCGAACAUGCUAGACUUGCCAUUCGCAGAUGAUUCUUUUGAUGUUGUUAUUGAGAAAGGAACAAUGGAUGUAUUGUUCGUGGACAGUGGUGAUUCGUGGAACCCAAAAGCUGAAACCAUUAGCAAGGUCAUGGCAAUGCCCCAAGGAAUCCACCGAGUAUUGAAGCCAAAUGGUAUCUACAUAUCAAUUUCGUUUGGGCAGCCACACUUUAGGCGUCCAUUAUUUGAAGCUCCUGAUUUUACAUGGUCAAUGAAGUGGAGCACUUUUGGUGAUGGAUUCCAUUAUUUCUUCUACACUCUAAAGAAGGGCACAAGAUCAUUGAAUAGUUAUCAACCUUGUGAAAGGCUAAACCUUCCACCAAUCUGCUUGUAUCAAGAUGAAUUGGAAGGUGAAGAUUUCUUAUUCAGGACCAACAUUGAUGAAUCGGAGGACAACUAAAAAGGUGAAGUGGUCAAGAAGCAGUGUCAUUGUAACAGGGUUUUUUGCAUUCUUAUUCUCUUGUUAACCUUUCUAAUGGUGAUCAUGAAUUAUGUUUUGCAUAUCAAAUCAUUAGUCCUUAUUUUCUCAAAUGAUUGGGCAGAUCUUAUUGGCCAGGUUUGGUAAUUAGAGUUUUGACAAAAAAAUAA
Messenger RNA from Chenopodium quinoa (quinoa), 2892 nucleotides. Its product is annotated as methyltransferase-like protein 13. Lineage: Eukaryota; Viridiplantae; Streptophyta; Magnoliopsida; Caryophyllales; Amaranthaceae. The transcript is spliced from 7 exons. Bases 1937 to 2704 code for a protein of 255 amino acids. The record is from RefSeq and is a predicted model, not a curated record.